CUCUCUCUCUCUCUCUCCCCUAACUUUCUCUCUCUUAAAUUUUAAAUCUUUCUUCUUGAAAUUAGAAGAAGGACUUGGCUUCUAUAUCAUCUCACACCUCAACAAAAGGUCAGACAAUGUUCUGAGCUCUCGUUCUACUACUUCUGCUUCUUGUUCUUCCACCGCUUCUUCUGUUCAGCUUUUUGUUUAAGCUCAACUUUUUAAAGCUCAUUUCACAUUUACAUGUGUAUGUCCUAGAACUAGAAGUGCUUUUGGCUCAAGUGCUUAAUUACCUACAAGCUAGCUGGUUUUAAUUUCAAGUUUUGGGGUUGAGAGAAUGAGUGUUUCUAAGUUCAUUAAAUGUGUCACUGUUGGUGAUGGAGCUGUUGGGAAGACCUGUAUGCUCAUUUGUUACACCAGCAACAAGUUUCCCACUGAUUAUGUACCAACAGUUUUUGACAAUUUUAGUGCAAAUGUUGCUGUUGAUGGGAACAUAGUGAACCUGGGGCUAUGGGACACUGCAGGCCAGGAGGAUUACAGCAGGUUGAGGCCACUGAGUUAUAGAGGUGCAGACAUAUUUGUGUUAGCUUUCUCCUUAAUUAGUAGGGCAAGCUAUGAGAAUGUUCUUAAGAAGUGGAUGCCGGAACUUCGUAGGUUUGCUCCCAAUGUUCCGAUUGUUCUUGUUGGGACAAAGCUAGAUCUUCGUGAGGACAUGGGGUACCUAGCUGAUCAUAUGGGAUCAUCCAACAUCAUAACUUCUGCUCAGGGUGAGGAGCUGAGAAAGCAAGUAGGUGCUGCAGCUUAUAUCGAGUGCAGCUCGAAGACUCAGCAGAAUGUCAAAGCUGUUUUCGAUACUGCCAUUAAGGUUGUUCUUCAACCUCCGAGAAGGAAGGAUGUGGCUCAGAAGAAAAGGCACCGGAGAUCUGCUUGCUUAAUUGCAAGCAUUGUGUGUGGAGGCUGUGAUGUCUAGGACGAAGCCAAAGAAUGCUAACCGCCUGCGGUUUGGAACAUAACGUUGUUUUUUAGCAGUUGCUCUUGCGGGUUUCCUGGCUUAAUCCUUACAGGCCAUAUAUUCUUAUGUGUGUAUUGUAUGUUCAAGUAUCGUUAAAUUAAACCGAAACAUGUUUGUUUUGAUUUCGCCAACUGAAAGGAGUGGGAAAUGGAGGGGAAUUGUUCAUUCUCUCCGGUAUUGCUACCAAGAAAAUAAUUUUGUUCUUCUGUUUAA
Molecule: messenger RNA, 1204 nt
Organism: Malus domestica (apple)
Lineage: Eukaryota; Viridiplantae; Streptophyta; Magnoliopsida; Rosales; Rosaceae
Product: rac-like GTP-binding protein ARAC7
Biological process (GO): cortical cytoskeleton organization; regulation of cell shape; small GTPase-mediated signal transduction
Cellular component (GO): cell projection; cytoskeleton; cytoplasmic vesicle
Molecular function (GO): GTP binding; protein kinase binding; GTPase activity
Source: RefSeq, a predicted model, not a curated record